Hirsutella rhossiliensis is the source of this 870-nucleotide messenger RNA. RefSeq lists its product as uncharacterized. The transcript is spliced from 2 exons. The record is from RefSeq and is a predicted model, not a curated record. NCBI's taxonomy places the organism in Eukaryota, Fungi, Ascomycota, Sordariomycetes, Hypocreales, Ophiocordycipitaceae. The coding region runs from base 1 to 870 and encodes 289 amino acids.
AUGGCCGACGGAAUUGCUCCAGCCAUUGACAAAGUGGGCGCGCCCGAGCCUACUGCCCCUGAGGCGAAAGCUGGGGCUCCGACCAUGGAUGGCUCUGCAUCCACUGCCGCCGGCCUCCCAAACUCGGCAAACCACGAGGAUAAACCUGGCCAGCCCAGCGAGGCGGAUAAGCCCGAGAUCCCCGACGGCGCUGGGCCCGCAGUAGGCACCCCCAAGCCGGUCGAGGUCAAGUCUGUCCCGGAAACGCCCGUCAACGGGGCGACACCCGCUGGCGGAACCCCCAAGCCCGAGCUGAAGAUACAAGACGAGCCUGCCGCGGCCAAAGAUUCUCCCAAGGAGCCCCUCGUGACCACCGGCAUCACGGAUCCGAAGCCCUCGCCCGCCGCCUCGGUCCCAGAGGCCGACGCCGACGCCGCAUCUGGCGCGGCCGUUACCAACGGCAAUAACCCUGCUGAAACGACCGCGCCCGCCACGCACACCGGUCCCGAGACGGAAACGGUCCCGGCAACUGCCCCGGCGCCAUCUGCGGUCGCUAACACUCGCGCCAUGUCGGGCGACGCGCCGCUCCUGGCCUCGGAGCCUGCCAAACCGUCGGGACCAGUAGCCCCGGCCGCGCCAUUGGAGGCCGCGACGGGAGACAAGCGCAACCUAGACCGGGAGGGCGUGCCCCCGACGGCCGAGAUGGAAAGCCCCCCACCCGCUAAAAAGGCCAAGGUCGACGACGUCUCGGCCGAGACCAACGGGGGCAAAGCCGUCAAUGGAAAACCACCGGCGCGUAAGCCCGGCCGGCCCAGGAAGGACAAGACGGCUGCACCCCAGGUAGGCAGGACAGCCCGCAAGACUCGGAGCCAAGGGCCUGCAGAGGCGUAG